AGGGCGGAGACGGGGCGGGGCUCGCGGAGACACCAAAGGGCGCCUCCGGCUCUCCGCCUCAGAUCCUGGUUCAAGAGUGCCUCCGGGCGUCGGGCAAGAUGGCUGCGCGCGGGUUGGGUCGCAGCUUGGGGAGACUCCUGGGCAGCCUGAGCUGGCGCUCCGGUCAGCCCGCGAGGCCGCUUCGCGGGGUGAGCGCCCCCGCCGCAGCCGCAGCGCAGCCCGGCUCAUACCAGGCGCAGAUCGCACAGGCGGCCCGAGAGCCCGCCGCUUUCUGGGGGCAGCUGGCGCGGGACAUGCUCGUGUGGGACACCCCCUAUCAUACCGUCUGGGAUUGUGACUUCAGCAGCGGCAAGAUCGGCUGGUUCCUGGGAGGCCAAUUAAACGUGUCUGUCAACUGCUUGGAUCAGCAUGUUCGGAAGUCCCCAGAGAGCGUCGCUUUGAUCUGGGAGCGGGACGAGCCUGGAACUGAAGUGAGGAUCACCUACAGGGAACUGCUGGAGACCACGUGCCGCUUGGCCAACACGCUGAAGAGACAUGGAAUCCGUCGAGGGGACCGUGUGGCAAUCUACAUGCCUGUUUCACCACUGGCUGUGGCUGCAAUGCUGGCCUGUGCCAGGGUUGGAGCUGUCCACACGGUUGUCUUUGCUGGCUUCAGUGCAGAGUCCCUGGCUGGGAGGAUCAAUGAUGCUAAGUGCAAGGUGGUCAUCACCUUCAACCAAGGACUCCGGGGAGGACGCGUGGUGGAGCUGAAGAAGAUAGUAGAUGAAGCUGUGAAGCACUGCCCGACCAUCCAACAUGUCCUGGUGGCUCACAGGACGGACAACAAGGUCCACAUGGGGCGUCUGGACAUCCCACUCGAGCAGGAAAUGGCCAAGGAGGACACUGUUUGUGCUCCAGAGAGCAUGAGCAGUGAGGACAUGCUCUUCCUGCUCUACACCUCGGGGAGCACCGGAACACCCAAGGGACUCGUCCACACGCAGGCGGGCUACCUGCUGUAUGCCGCUGUGACGCACAGGCUUGUGUUUGACUACCGGCCAGGCGACGUUUUUGGCUGUGUGGCCGACAUUGGCUGGAUCACAGGACACAGCUAUGUGGUGUAUGGACCCCUGUGCAAUGGAGCGACCACUGUCCUUUUUGAGAGCACCCCAGUUUACCCUGAUGCUGGUCGAUAUUGGGAGACAGUGCAGAGGUUAAAGAUCAAUCAGUUCUAUGGGGCCCCGACGGCUGUCCGGCUAUUGUUGAAAUAUGGCGACUCCUGGGUGAAGAAGUACGACCGCUCCUCCUUGCGGACUCUGGGGUCAGUGGGAGAACCAAUCAACUGUGAGGCCUGGGAGUGGCUCCACAAGGUGGUGGGGGACUGCAGAUGCACGCUGGUGGACACCUGGUGGCAAACAGAAACGGGUGGCAUCUGCAUCGCCCCACGCCCCUCGGAAGAAGGAGCAGAAAUCCUCCCUGGCAUGGCUAUGAGACCCUUUUAUGGCAUUGUCCCAAUUCUCAUGGAUGAGAAGGGAAACGUUGUGGAGGGCGGUGAUGUCUCUGGGGCUCUAUGCCUGUCCCAGGCCUGGCCGGGCAUGGCCAGGACCAUCUAUGGAGACCACCAGAGAUUCAUGGAGGCCUACUUCAAGCCUUACCCAGGCUACUACUUCACUGGAGAUGGGGCUUACCGGACCGAGGGCGGCUACUACCAGAUCACAGGGCGGAUGGAUGACGUCAUCAACAUCAGCGGCCACAGGCUGGGGACUGCUGAGAUCGAGGACUCGAUGGCUAGCCACCCCACUGUGGCAGAGACUGCUGUCAUUGGCUACCCCCAUGACAUCAAAGGAGAAGCUGCAUUUGCCUUUAUUGUGUUGAAGGACAAUGCAGGUGACCCAGAUUUGGUGGUGAAGGAGGUCAGGUCAGCAGUGGCCAACAAGAUUGCCAAGUAUGCGGUGCCUGAUCAGAUUCUGGUUGUGAAGCGUCUUCCAAAAACUCGGUCUGGAAAAGUCAUGCGGAGGCUCCUGAGGAAGAUAAUUACAGGAAGAGCUCAGGAUCUGGGAGAUACCACCACCUUGGAGGACCCCCAUGUCAUCAUGGAAAUCCUGAAGGUCUACCAGAAGUACAAAGACAAACAAACUGCUGCUCAGUGAUGGGCUUUGGCUGAGACCCAGUGCCCAUGCCCCUAACUGUCCUUCCAGAAUGUAGCUCUCAGAUUGGCUCAUUUCCUACUGUCCCAGAAGCAUUCCUCUCCUAGAGUGUAAUCCACACUGCCCAAAUGUGAAGUCUGUGCUAAGCCUGCCUUCUUUCUGCUGAGGACCCAUGAAGAGAUACUAUUAGAUAUGCUUAGCAUUUGUUUCCCUUGUCCUGAAUUUGGUUUCCUGGGAUGAAAAGUCAUUGUCAUCUCCAUUUCUCUGUCACCUCCAGACAGCACAGGAAGGUGAGGUGUGCCUGCUCAGAGAACCAGAAGCAAUCAUAUUUUUUCCCCCAGAUGUACUAGAUACAAAAGGCAGAAAUUUUAUUUUUAUACUUUUAUAUUUUGGAAGAAUGAGCAGAUAUACACAUGUAGUGUGCAGAUUUACUUAUACACAUUCUUCGUAACAUUUAGAGUUAUGAAAAUAUCCUUUUGUGCCUUUGCUCAUGGGGAAAUGUGGAGAGGGUCAGAGGAUGCCUUUUUAAUGUUGGCAUGCUGGGAAUCUGAAUUUGAAAUGUUUGUACCUCUGUCUAAAUAUAGCUAUCUUGAGAACUUUCAAGCUUGUAGCAUCCUUGUUUUGUUGUAUAUUUCUAUUUACCCUGGCUUAUGUAUAAUGAAACCUAACUUCUAAAAGUGAUGGUAUGAACGUGCUCCAAUUUUAGUUCUAGACCCACUCAUAUAUUCUGUUUCUCCAAGCUGUGAUGUGGAAAGAUUCCCCUUUCCACCUCAAAUGCCUCUUGGUAUAAGGUCAGCAUGCUCCAAAUAUGUACGGAUGUUCGGGGAAGCCCAUGAAAACUCAGGUGACUUGUUUGGCCAGGACUGAAUCCUUGAAAACUGCCUAUCCUUCAUUCUGUGGUUGGUGUGGGAAGAACCACAGAGGUCCAAGGAUGAGACUUAGAACUCUGAAUCAGGUCUCUCUCUUUUUCUUAAGAAUGCCUUAAGCCAUCUGAACAUUAGCAAGAUGACAUAAACCUUUAGGUUUGCAAAGUGUUUAUUAGCCAAGCACAAGAGGGCCAGUGGCGUGGAACACAGGUGAAGGCAGCCUGCUGAGCUGGGUCCUUGGGAACAGGGAAAGGUUGUCCUUAUCUUUACCCCACAUUAUAUGUGCCUUGCAGCUGUGUAGGUGUUCAAGGGGUGUCUGGGGUACUGAACACCUACUGUGGGUCAUAGUUGUGCUGGCUUCUCUCUGAUUAGGCAAGUAUGCCUGUGACACCAACAGGGUGGCCAUUGGCUGUGGCCCACAGAAAUAGAGUGAUGGUCUGUUCUCUGUUGCUAAGUAACAAGCGGUGCUUAGCAACAGAGAACCAUGUACUUGGACCUGUCACAUGUGUGGUAGACUUGGCAGACUGUAGUUAUGGUGCUAUUUAUGAAAUGGCUUGGGUAUAAACUUGGACAGUGACCAGGAUAGUUCAUAAAGUUUAUUUUGUUCAUUCUCUUCCUUCUGUUGUGAUGUUUUUGAUCAAAUAAUGCUAUUGUUAUUGCUGAAUAUAAUCCCAAGGACAAAACUGAAAGGGCCUAGUCAUUCAAAAGAGAACACUUAAAAAAAAAUCCAUUGGGGAGGAAAUCCUUUACAGGGAGGAAAUACACACUAAGAGCUUACCUAUCUUCCACUCUUAUUUGGUAAACCUAUCUGUGUCUAGAUUGCUGUGCUAUCCAAUACACUAGUUAUACAUAGCUAUUUAGGCAUAAGUAAAAAAUAUAUACAGAAUAGAGCAGAAUAAAAUAAAAUAUUCAGUUCCUCAGUGGCAGUAGCCACAGUUCACAUGCUCAGUAGCCACGUGGUAAAUAGCUACUGGAUUGGACAGCAUGGACAAGAACAUUUCCAUCUUCACACAAGGUUCUGGUGGUGGGCACUGAUUUGGAGCACAGAUAAGGACAGGGAAGCAAAAAGAAUCUCAUUGUCAAAGACUGCCUCUGUGAAAAGCACAGGCUUGCCUGAGAGAGACGUCCCAUUACUCAGGUUUGUCCUUUCUUUAGAUGUGGGUGGAUGAGGUUUCUAUGAACUGGGGACAUGGGGGGUGGGAGGUGAAAGGCCCUGACCCAACUGUCUCCUAAGAAAGCUGGACCAAAGCAGGAACUGGGAAUGGCUGUUCCUAGGAACAGUGCUUGUUCUUGUGCUCUGGAGGUUGGGGGGCAGGGAGGCUGGGAGUAUUCCCAGGGGCCUCAGCCAGGCACUGAAUGCACGGGGGAAAGACACAUUUUUGCACCCCAGGUUGCAGUGGGAAGUCACGGCAGGAUCCCUCUUUUGCAGGAAUAAUCUAUGGCCACAGACAGGAUGCAGAGAUGAGCUACAGUAGGAUUUUGGCUGCCCUGAGGCAGGGCCUGUCUGAGAACAGAAGGGCACAGGAAAAAUGGAGCCCGGGAGAUAGAUGUGCAGAGGCUGGUCAAGCUGUACCACAUCUGCCCUGACCCCAGAUGUCACUUUUUGCUUUGGAUUUUCUAUCAGAACUGAGAUGUCCUAGCAAAAACCGAGUCAGAACCACUAAGAAGCAGAGAGUAGAGAAGGCAGCUACAGUGAAAGCAGAGAGGAGACAUCUGUAGGUGUGGAAACAGAGACAGGGUUGGACUGGGAUCCAGAGACAGCUAAUCUUGGCAUUACGUGUGUCUCCAGGCCAGCAUGAAAUUGGUAAUAACAAUAAACCCAAAGGGAAAUUCUAUUCAGAUUCAGAAAAAAAGCAGUAUGCGGUACCUUUGAAGAAUAAUUCUCAUUUAGAGUAGCUAAAACAAAAUGAAAAGUUGUGCUUCAAGGGAAAAUUCAGCUUUCCAACAUAAUUAAUUCCCAAAGGGAAAAUGUCCCUAUUAAGUCUAGAAACAGAAAAAUCACAGCUAAUGUUCAUGACAGCAGUUAUCUAAAGAUCAGUCCUGAGCUGAUUCAGGCUCAUGCUCAUUCCAGGUUCACCCACAGCAGUGAGUUCAUAGAAAAGCAAGGGGAAUGUGAAUUCUCACCCAGUCUCCCUGGCCUGACUUGAGAGAGAUCUGGCCAUGGAAUGAACCUGAGCCAUCAAUCCUUGCAGAGCUGACUUGCACCCACUGCGCCAGCCGCCCUCAGGAUACCCAAUGUCAGGAGCACAGCAGCAAUGCUUAUACUGUUGGGCACUGUGUGCAAGGAGGCCCUAAGCAGGUCACCCCAUCUCCUCCUCUCAUUUCACUUCGGGGCAGAGCUGGGGUGUGGAUGGAGCUGGUCUAACUCCACCCUUGACCCCCAAGUUCAAACCAAAGGUGGUGUGGUCCCUUCUUGCGAGAGCUUUGAAGAAUAUCAACGGCAUUUUAGUUUUAUUAUUUUAUUACUUUUUUAAGGCACCUUACUGUUGACCUCUGAGUAGCUCUAUCUUUGAUAGCGGGGAGAAGCCUAAAUCCAGACCGAGAGGAAGCUUUCCAGUAGACAGUGCUUUUGGAGGGGUGGUAAUGCCAAUUUGAGUUUUAGUGAUCUUUAACUGGAGUUAUGUAAGGUUUCCCUUCAUCACUGUUUGGGAAUUUUGCUGCAUAACAGGAUUAAACCAAGUAAAUACACAAUUUCUCCACCUGUGAAUACCAAGUCUUUAGUUUUUGCAGUAUUACUUUUUGGUUGACUUGUUUUAUUUGUCCUGCUUGGGCUCUGUAGGGCUUCUUGGUCCAUCUUAAUGGCUUGUUGUCCAUCUUAAUCAGUUCCAGAAAUAUUUCAAUCAUUAUCUGUUCAUAUGUAGUUUUUGCCUAUUUGGUCUCCGUUUUUGAAGAUCGUUAACUUCCCAUAUGUUGGGACCUCUCACAUUCUAUUUUCUAGUUCUCUUACUGCCUUCAUCUCCAUGGUCCUGAAGCAGAAACUGAGAUGAGGGCCUGCGUGCAGGUGAUUUGCUUAGGAAUGUGAUUCCAGGGACAUGUGUGAGGAAUGAGGUUGUGAAACAGGGAAGGAGGGAAACCAACGCAAGCAGACUCACGUCGGGCCAGCCAGCGCUGUGAACCACUGCUCCAUCUCACAUGACUCAGUAGGACUCUUACUGGUGUGUCUUUGAACCAACUGAGAACCAGCUGUCUGAAACGUGGCAUGGCCUCCCAACUUUCUCCAGAACUUGCAGAUGCUGUUGGGAAAAAGUGGCUCCCAGCAGUGGCCUCACCUCCCUGAGCCUCUGUUUUCCCUGGCCCAGUAAUUCCUUACCACACUCAGGCUCUCUGGUGUUGGUAUGCAAGUGUUGUAAAUGUUUUGCUCAUCAUUAUCCCCAUGGAGAGUGUGAGUCUCAAUUACUCAAUCUGUUUUCACAUGAGGAGGAAGUCUUGCAUAAUGUCCCUAAAAUGUGACAGAUUCUGGUUUCCAACAUACAUUUCAUCCAAACGUUUCACAUAAGUUAGUGAGGCCUUUCCAUAUUACUCUGUACUUCUUUUCUCCCUUCCAGUGUCACAUGACUAUCUCCCCAUCAGUAGACGGUGACCCAUCUUCUUCUUUGUAAUGGGUGCAUGUAGCAAACCACUGAAUUUGAGCAUUUAUUUAACCAUUAUGAAUGGAUAUGUAAGGUGAUUACAAGUUGUCUACAUUAGAAACAAGACUUAAAUGGAAUCCAUGUAUAUCUUUACACCAUGUAAUCAAUCAAAAGAUGUGUUUGGCUAUCGCAAUGGUGUGAAUGUUUGUGUCUCUUCAAAUUCAUAUGUUGAAAUCCUCAUCUCCAAGGUGAUGGUAUCACAGGAGGUGGUGGGGCCUUUGGUAGGUGGUUAUAAGAGGUUAUAAGAGCAGAGCCUUCAUGAAUGGAAUCAGUGCACUUCUAAAAGAGGACACAGAGAGCUCCUUUGCUCCUUCCAUCAUGUGGGGACACAGCGAUGACAAGAUGGUGACCUCUGAACCAGGAGGAAAGUUCUUGCCAGACACCAAAUCUGUUUGCACCUCGAUCUUUCACUUCAGCCUCCAGAGCUGUGAGAAAUAAAUUUCUGUUGUUUAUAA
Molecule: messenger RNA, 7073 nt
Organism: Panthera uncia (snow leopard)
Lineage: Eukaryota; Metazoa; Chordata; Mammalia; Carnivora; Felidae
Gene: ACSS1
Product: acyl-CoA synthetase short chain family member 1
Exons: 14
Coding region: 99-2126 (675 amino acids)
Cellular component (GO): mitochondrion
Molecular function (GO): AMP binding; acetyl-CoA synthetase activity
Source: RefSeq, a predicted model, not a curated record